CAUUUACUUUCGAUUGAUUUGUAUUCAAAAUCCAUAGACUUUGGUUGGUUUGGCCAUGCUCAACGCUUGGAUUCAACUAGAAAGACUGAAACCCCUAAUAUGCGUGUAGUCGCAUGUGUUCUUGGAACCAACGUUUCUCUUUUGUCUUGUCAAUUUCACAAAGCGCUUCUUGGAAGGAGGAGAUUCAACAGCUUGAUGUUAAAUAGAUACGAAGGCAUGGAAAUAGUGAGUUUUGGGAGAGAUGAUGAUGCAAUGUUUAGAUGGAAUAAAGCACUUAUCCUUAAUUCUGUUGACUUGUUGUGAUUCUGAUCGUCCCAAGGGUCGUCAGAACCCUAAAGAUGUGGCUAGAGGCACUGUGUUUACUGUCAAUGAGAUUGAAGCUCUUUACGAACUGUUCAAGAGCAUUAGCAAAGACGGGCUUAUCGAUAAGGAACAAUUUCAAUUGGUAUUAUUCAAGAUGAAUACAACGAGAAGCCUUUUUGCUGAUAGGGUGUUUGACUUGUUUGAUACCAAGCAUACUGGGAUUCUAGAUUUUGAAGCCUUUGCUCGUUCUCUUUCGGUCUUUCACCCCAAUGCUAAAUUUGAGGAUAAGAUUGAGUUCUCUUUCAAGCUGUAUGAUCUGAAGCAGCAAGGUUAUAUAAAGAGACAGGAGGUGAAGCAAAUGGUUGUGCGGACUCUAGCUGAAUCUGGCAUGAACCUUUCUGAUCAUGUGAUCGAGAGCAUCAUAGACAAGACAUUUGAAGAAGCUGAUACUAAACUGGAUGGGAAGAUUGAUAAGGAAGAGUGGCGGAGUCUUGUGUUGCGCCAUCCUUCUCUGUUGCAGAACAUGAGCCUUCAACAUCUCAAAGACGUAACGAAGACGUUUCCAAAUUUUGUAUUUCACACUAUAGUGACAGAUACUCCUAGUGAGCUGGAUAGAUGAUCAGGGAUGUGAAGAAAGACCAAAACCUUUGGAAGAUCAUUCAUACUUGAUUCUAUCUUCUUCUCCAUUAAUCUAUUACAACCCUCCUCUUUAUUUUUAACAACUACGUUUUGAAAACCGCAGUACCUCUUCACAGGUUUGUAUCCGCAAACUUGUGCGGUUUAUCUUAUCAGUUGGAGUGUGCAAGUUGAUUCUUUUACUCGGCAUUAAGAGAUUAUGAUAUCCUUCAAUGUGUAUAAACUUUGUUCUUACAG
Messenger RNA from Arabidopsis arenosa, 1176 nucleotides. NCBI's taxonomy places the organism in Eukaryota, Viridiplantae, Streptophyta, Magnoliopsida, Brassicales, Brassicaceae. The record is from the annotation of a GenBank genome assembly.